This is a messenger RNA of Magallana angulata, 5574 nucleotides long. RefSeq names its product stimulator of interferon genes protein-like. NCBI's taxonomy places the organism in Eukaryota, Metazoa, Mollusca, Bivalvia, Ostreida, Ostreidae. The transcript has 5 exons. The record is from RefSeq and is a predicted model, not a curated record. Gene Ontology annotation, cellular component: autophagosome; endoplasmic reticulum membrane. Gene Ontology annotation, biological process: innate immune response; positive regulation of type I interferon production; positive regulation of macroautophagy. The coding region runs from base 179 to 973 and encodes 264 amino acids. Gene Ontology annotation, molecular function: 2',3'-cyclic GMP-AMP binding; cyclic-di-GMP binding.
CGUAAAACGAAAAUUAAAAUUAUGGAAUUUCCUUAAUUUCAAAACAAUAGACUAAUUUUCUUUCCCAUUGUAGACAGAGUAAUACGUUUUGCAUGUUUCAUUAAGACUUCGACGCACACAUCAAUAAACCAUCGCAAAAGAUUGUGCCGGUCCCGAUAAAUCUUGUGGAACCAAAGUAAUGGCGGGCGAUGAAGGUACUGAUGUUGACAUUACCCAUGAUGUGUUUCUGAUUCAUACCAAUGAACCGAGGGAGGACAAAGAAUUUGCACUGUUAAAACUGAAGCCGUUGCUUGAAAGUCAAAAUCUAAAAGUUUUGGUUGAUGAAGAGGAUUUCAAAGCUGGUGAACCCGUUUUUUUAAAUAUGGCUAGAGCUGUCAUACAAUCAAGGAAGUCUUUGAUUGUAUUGACGAAACACUCCAGGGAAAGUCAAUGGUGUUCACUGGAACUGCUACUGGCUCUAGAGAAAUCUCACCGACGUUCCUACAUGUCGGUCGUUGUUUUGCGAAAAGGAAAUUCUUCUGAACAGCAGCUGGCUUUGGACAUGUUGAAUUAUGUUCCACAUGUGGAUAUACAAAAUGACGAUGACAUCAAGGGAAAACUAGAUGAACUUGUUUCUUUAAUCAAAGAAAGGAAAAAAACUGAAGAACUGUUGCCUGCUGGAAACAUUGCGCAUGCACAAGUUUGGUCUCAUUACUUUGGACUGUUGCAGUAUCUUCUUCCGGUAUUGGAAGCUCUUGUAAAGAAAACAGAAAUCUACAAGAAAUAUCCAACCAGAUUUUCAAAAAAAUUGUACGAGUUAGUACCAGAAAACUGCAAAUGUCCAAGAGUAAUUGAAGAUGUACCCAUCUCAGAACAAAGAAUCAGUGUUAUGGCAGAAAAAUUACCAAACCUAUGCUACAUGCGGUCCGGAAACAAACGAGAUGUUCAGAUGACCAUCUAUUGUGUCAGAGACACAGAUGGCACUGUAUGUUAAACACAAUAUACAAGAUUCACGAAGAGUGUUGAGAUAAUUUUUUGGACUUAUUUGUUUUUGAUAAUCUAAUGGAACUUUGUCACUUGGACUUGGCACACUUAUUGCUAAACAUUUUCGCUUUGCAUACGAAAAUUUUAUAGCUUGCAAUAAUAAUGAAGGCUUCUAGGUUUGAUUUAUAUGCUGGUAUUGAAGUUAUCAUUAACUAGCAUUCUAAUUGGAAAAGCUUCAGAUGAAUUAGGAGGAAAGACCUUCAGCAGCCCGUUUACAUUCUUGACGUUUCUACUCAAAAAUGCAUUGUUCUUUUUUGCAAAUGGGUGGAUUUUAGUAAAUUUUAACAUGGUUUGUAUGAAAAUAUAAUGCAUAAUUAUUUAGUCACAAAACGCAGGUUUACAUAAAUAUGGUUUUUGGGAGUUGAUUUUAACCAACUCUCCUAUGCAGUUACUCGGACAAACCGAAAGUGAAACAGUGUUUGGACCUCAGCACAAAUCAUGGCUGCUGACAAGAGCUAGUUCUUAAAAAUAAUUGAUAAAUUCGAUGUAAUAUAUGCUAAAGCAUUGUUUUUCAAAGAAACGUAUUUAUGAAUACCUUGAAAAUAGUCAGAUUUAAAUGGUACGAACAAUUUAGAUAUUUUUGUAGUCGUAUGUAUUCCUACGCCAGAGUUCAAUAUAGUCUCGUUCAACUCGACGCUCGGCUGUCUCCGUAGUCUCUCUUGCUUGUCGGAGAUUUACGGUGUCAGCCGAGCGUUUGGUUGAACGAGAAUAGAGUUCAAUAUUGCUUGGAUCCAUACAAUUUUCGAGAAAUAUUUCUAUUUCUGAUACAUAGUUUGAUUGAAUUAAUUUUAUCUUUAAAUAUUAUUUAACAUGAUUCAUAGGGGGGUUUCUCGACAUUCUUGUCGAAAAGGUCCAAAAAUUCAUAUUAUAAAAAUGUGCGUAAUUCAAAUACAAAUUAGAAACUACAUGUACUUGUCAUGCAAAAUAACAUACCAUUGAUUUUAAAAUAAACAAGAGAUGUUUGUGAAACACUUAUGCCCCCUCCCUUGGAAACAUCCACAAAGAAAUGAACGUAAACUGCAAAUAUUUGGAAUUUUUCUAGGUCCAAGGGGCAUAACUCUGUUGGAAAUUGCUCUAUCAUACCCAAAAUCAAACUUGACCUAGAUAUUAAUUAGAUAAACCUGCAUACAAAAUUUCAUAUUAAUAUGUGCAUCCUCUGCGAAGAAAAUGAGCGGAAACUGCAAAUAACUGGAAUUUCCCUACGUCCAAGGGCCAUAACUCUGUCGAAAAUAGCUCGAUCGUACCCAAUAUCAAACUUGACCUAGAUAUUAUCAUGAUAAAACUGUAUACCAAAUUUCAUUUCAAUAUGUUCAUCCUCUGUGAAAAAAAAUGAGCGGAAACUGCAAAUAACUCGAAUGUUUCUAAGUCCAAACGCCAUAACUCUGUCGAAAAUUGCUCGAUCGUACCCAAUAUUGAACUUGACCUAGAUAUUAUGAUAAACAUGUAUACCAAAUUUCAUUUCAAUAUGUUUAUCCUUCGCAAAGAUAAUGAACGGAAACCAUUGGUUGACCGACCGACCGACCGACAGACAUCAGCAAAGCAAUAUGCCCUGCCUCCUUCGAAGGAGGGCAUAAUAAACAUCGACAAAAUCAACUCCCGUCAGUUCUUCAGAACUUUGAUUUACUUUUAUACCUUUAACUUGUAGUUAAACUUUCAAUUACCUACAGUUUACUCAGGUGACCUAUUGCUAUCCGUUUUCAUCCGUCGUCGUGCGUCGUGCGACCUGUGUCGUGUGUUAACAAUUUACAUUUUUAACUUCUUCUUAUAAAACUACAAGGCUGAUUGUUACCAUUUUUGGUGUGAGGCAUUUCCAUGGUAAGAGGAAUGUAAAUUGUGAAACUCAUGACUCUACCACCCCCGGUGCGCCACAUGUGGGGCCAAAUAUGCAAAAAAAAAGCCAAAUUUUCAAAAAUCUUCUUCUCUACUCCCACACAUGUGAGGAAAAUUAUAAUGUCCAUGAAGCCCUCUACCAAAAUUGUGAAAUUCAUGGCCCCUCGGUCAGGGCUUCUGGCUCUUGGGUGGGGCCAAUAUGGCCAUAUAGUAAAAAUGUAUUAAAUCUUAGAAAAACCUCCUUCUUUACUCCCAUUGCUUUAUUUGUUAAAAACUAAAUACAUGAUUAUGAUGUCCAUGAGGACCUCUACCCAAAUUGUAAAAUUCAUGGCCCCUGGGUCAGGGGUUCUAACUCUAGGGUGGGGCCAAUAUGGCCAUAUAGUUAAAAUGUUUUAAAUCUUAGAAAAUCUUCUUCUCUACUCCCAUAUAUAUUUGUUAAAAACUAAAUGCAUGAUUAGGAUGUUCAUGAGGCCCUCCACCAAAAUUGUGAAAUUCAUGACCCCUGGGGUCAGGGGUUUAGGCUCUAGGGUGGGAUCAAUAUGGCCAUAUAGUAAAAAUGUAUUAAAAACCUAGAAAAUCUUCUUCUCUACUCACACACAUGUGGGCAAAAAACUGAAUAAAUGGUUAUGAUGUCCACUAACUCCUCUACCUAAAUUGUGAAAGUCAUUGCCCCUGGGUCAGGGGUUCAGGACAUGAGGGGGGGGGGGCAAUAUGGCAAUAUAGUGUUAAUGCAUAAAAAUUUUCUUCUCUAUUCUUUCACAUCUGUAUAAAGGUGGAAUGUCCCUCUGGUAAGAGAGAUAACUUCUGUAGAAAAUAAUAUCACUUUGUUUCUGUUAACUCACAAUUAUUAAUGCAUGUAACAACAAGGGAGGUGGUGCUGGGUCCCAAUUUAUGUUGGAAGGCGAUACACUUAUUUGAAUCCAAAGAUAGAAAAAGAAAAUUAGAACUGAACCCCAUGGCUCUUUUGAAGCAGGGGAGCAAAAAAGUAAAGAAAACUUUUACAAAAUAUUACAAAAAUGUAUCAUAAUGAUAAAGUAUUUAUGAGGCAAUAUCUACAUGACUAUUCCUCCCCUUCUCCCCUCCCCCCUUCCGAUGGAUUUAUUCUUUUUUUAAAAAUAUAACUAAAUUUUAUGUACUUGUUCAGUACAUGUACGGUACAUGUUUGAUGUUUUAGGCCAGAGAAUAUUUGGAUUGAAUAUUUUUAUUUCUCUAUCUAUAGCUCGUUCACAGAGCUGAAUGAAUUAUAAUUGGGAAAAAUCUGACCAAGACAAUUACAAAUUCUAGACUUAGUUGAAAUCGUUUAAUUAAAACUUAUAACAUUUCAAAUGUUUAAAAUUGAAUAAAACUUUUCUAUUCUGAGGGAGCAGAUAUGGGAAAACAAAUGGAAAAAAAAACCCCUAAUAUCUCAGCUUAUUUGAUUCAAGACAGUAUAUUCCUGUAUUGAUAUCAUACCAAUUACUGGAAGAUUAUUCACUUGAUCCCCUUUUUGUGUUACAUAAAAAAAUGCUCUGGUUUACAUUUUUAGGAUUUCUUAAAUAUAUAUCCAUUUUCUAUUAUCUUAUCCAAAUUUAAAAAAGAUAACCUUUUCUGAAAUUUAAGAAACUGUGGCAAUUUUUCUUGCACUGUAUGUAAAACAUAUAUAUAAAACCUUCAAUAGUCUAUGAUAAAGAAAGAUAACUCUUGCUGAUUGAAGCAAUUUUUGUUGCAAACUUAUACAACAAAGUGCUAUUCUGAACUAAAAUGCAGCGCUUUAAUAUGUUUUGUAAUAUGAAUUGAAAAUGUAUAUAACUAUAUAUUAUUUUCAUAUACAUUUUGGAUUUUUAAUUUCAUGAUGCGAUGGUAAAAUUUUGUUUUUUUUUCUAAUCACUAUGUCUAGUUUUCUUCAUAUCAUGAUUAGACAUUUUAUCAAUUUUUGAAAAAUCUAGCAGCGCUUCAUCACUUAAAAUUUGUUUCAUAUGAAUCGAUUGAUAUUGUAUUUGAUGAAAAUCAAUAUGAAAUUUUUUAAAAGUUUAUGGCAAAAUUAAUAGCAGAGGGAUAUUACACCUUAAAAACUGACUUAUAAUUAUAUUUACCAGGAAGUCUUCAACUGAAAUUUUAAUUUUCAUGUCCCCUGUAGUAUGGGUUUCGACUCUAGGGCAGGGCCAAAAUGGAUGCAUAGGUUUUAAUGCAUAUAAUAUUAAAAAAUUAUCUCCUUUUCUCCCACACACCUGAAAGGAAAACUGAAUUCAUGAUUGAUUUUGUAGACCAGAACUUUAAGUUUAUCGCCAAAUAUUAUAGGUUUCAUAGUUCUUUUUGAAAGAUUUCAGGCAGGGAGGUGGUCGUCAUUACAAAUUUAUAAUUUUUCUACUCCAGAAUGAAACCCAAUUAAUUAAAUAUAUAUGAGAUCCUCGACAAGUUUGUGUAUGGGUUAUAUGCUACUCAGGUGACCAUUAAGGCCAAUUGGCCUCUUGUUUAAACUUAUAAUUACUUCUUAGCUCACCUGAGCUUAACGCUCAAAUGAGCUAUUACGAUUACUUCUUUCGGCGUUCGUAUGUCUGUCUGUCCGCCUGUUUGUAUACUUUCAGCAUUUUGCACUUCUUCUACAGAACCUCUGGGCCAUUAUCAGGUUUUUUGCCUUUCCCGCACCCUCUCCCGAUGCUGCAUGCUUCAGUUGUACGUGUUUAAGCAUGAACAGGAAUGAAUGACUUACAUUGGACAACAUCUUUCUCAGGCAAAUUGACA